AUGUCAUUCCCAUUCCAAUCAGGUGAUGAUGUUAAACUACUUCAACAAGAAAAGGAAGCAACAUUGAAAGUUUUCAAUAAUGCUGUUGCAUGGGAAAUUGGUCAAUUAGCAAGACAAAAGGUUCUUGCAAAGAACCCCAAUGCAAGUGCUGUUAUUGAUAUUUCACUCUUGACUGGCCAUAAGUUGUUUAGAGCUGCUGUUGGUUCCGAUACUGCCUUGGAUAAUGAAUCGUGGGUUGAAAGAAAGGUGAAUGUUGUCCGUAGAUUUAACCAUUCUUCAUUCUACCACCAAGCAAAAUUAACUUGUAAUAAUAAACCAAACACCUUAAAUGAAGCUGAAUACGCUAUUCACGGUGGAAGUUUCCCAAUUCGUUUACAAAAUAGUGAUUUUGUGAUUGCUACACUUACUGUAAGCGGAUUGAAGCAAAAUGAAGAUCAUGAAAUUGUUUACGAAACCUUGAAAGAGAUUGGGAACUCACAAUAG
[Candida] anglica is the source of this 483-nucleotide messenger RNA. NCBI's taxonomy places the organism in Eukaryota, Fungi, Ascomycota, Pichiomycetes, Serinales, Debaryomycetaceae. The record is from the annotation of a GenBank genome assembly.